Verruconis gallopava is the source of this 1359-nucleotide messenger RNA. RefSeq lists its product as uncharacterized. The coding region runs from base 1 to 1359 and encodes 452 amino acids. NCBI's taxonomy places the organism in Eukaryota, Fungi, Ascomycota, Dothideomycetes, Venturiales, Sympoventuriaceae. Gene Ontology annotation, biological process: lipid catabolic process. Gene Ontology annotation, molecular function: triacylglycerol lipase activity. The transcript is spliced from 6 exons. The record is from RefSeq and is a predicted model, not a curated record.
AUGUCGCCAACGAUCAAUCCAUGGCAUCGCUCACCAGCGGAAACUUCCACUGCUCUUCACCAGCUGGAAAAGCGGCACCCACCUCCACCACUGCCGGGAAACGACACUUGGUACGCUGCACCUGAUAAUCUCACGUCGGUCCCACCCGGCGGAAUUCUAAAAUGGCGUCCUGCUCCAAGACCGUUGUCUCUAGACAACGUAGUUGCCAUUCCAGUGAAAGAAAUGUAUCAGAUUCAGUACCGGACUCAGAAUGCUGCAGGUACACCGAUUGCAAACGUGCUUACGGCCAUUAUUCCCGAAUCCCCCAAUUUCAAUCAUUUAUUCUCUUAUAUAUAUUUCUCAGACACGCCUUGUCCGAACUACAAUCCCUCGCUCGAGAUGACAUUGCGACCAUGCUAUCCCAUGCUCUUUACGAAGGAGCAGAUUGGCCCGCUUGUCGAGGCUCUUGAUCAGGGUUGGAUAGUCGCCGUGCCUGACGACAAUGGACCUGAAGCUAGUUUUCCUUCGGGCCCUACUAUGGCAUAUACGACACUUGAUAGCAUGCGUGCGAUGCUACAGUCGGAGCAUAUUACUGGAUUAUCAUCUAACGCGAUUAUCACAUUGAACGGCUACUCGGGGGGCGGAAUUUCUGCCGCAUGGACGGGAGAACUACAUCCUGUUUAUGCUCCAGAGCUUGACAUAGCCGGAAUCGCACUUGGAGGCUUAGUUCCCAACUUUACAUAUCUUUCUGAAUUCAUCAGAGAAGGGACUGGAUACUUUGCUUGGGGCCCGAUCACACUUGUUGGCCUUUCUCACGACUAUCCUCAACUAUCAAGCUGGCUCGAUGAAAAUUUGAUCCCGGAAAAAGCAGCCGACUUUUGGCUGGCGGAGACACUAAGCAUUCAGGGAAUCGCAGACAAAUAUACGACGAUCCCGACUUGCAGUUACUUUACACGCGGAUGCGACGCAUGGAGUGAUGAGAUUCCCUCCUCCAUCUUGUACAACUCAACAACGAUGGGCAUACACUCGACGCCAAAGGCUCCUUGGUAUCUGUAUGAGACAGCUGCAGAUGAAGUAUCCCCAAUAAAUCUCACUCGCGCCCUGUACGAGAAAUACUGUGCGCAAGGUGCCACUAUCUACUAUGAAGAGUCUCAACUGGGUCUAGCGCAUGCGACAGAGUCUGUAGUUAACUUCCCUGGUGCCUUUGAGUGGAUGAAAGAGAGGCACGCAGGUGUGCCAGUUAGUCCCGGUUGCAAGAAGGUGGACGUGUCUAUUCCCACACUCAUGUCCGGUUGGCCAAUUUCAAUUUUGGAACCAGUAAUCGAUACUUUGAUUGCGGAAUUCGACGGUGCGCUUAGUCCAAAAUGGACUGUGAUUUGA